Messenger RNA from Phycomyces blakesleeanus NRRL 1555(-), 1722 nucleotides. RefSeq lists its product as hypothetical. The transcript has 2 exons. The record is from RefSeq and is a predicted model, not a curated record. The coding region runs from base 1 to 1722 and encodes 573 amino acids. Lineage: Eukaryota; Fungi; Mucoromycota; Mucoromycetes; Mucorales; Phycomycetaceae.
AUGCCUGAAAAUCCGGUACACAGGUUCAUUGCUACUUUUGUGGUAAUGUGUGCUUCCCACUAUGUGGUCAAUAAGGGUGCUGUUGUCUUGAUCGAGUUCAUCAACAAGCUCUUAUCAAUUUACGAGCAGGAUUUCCAAUUGCCCGUGAGUCUUUCUGGCCCCCAAAGCAUGACAGGAUUCUCAGCCAUGACAAAAGGGAUUAAGAGAUUUGUUGUGUGUCAGGAUUGCCACAAGGUAUAUGAGGAAAGUGUACCUGCUCCUUUGAAUUGUGAUUUCGUAAAGCUUGGUGCACAUACCACCUGUAAUUGCAAAUUAAUGUUGUAUUGCCUUAGAUACUUUGAUCUAGUACAUGGAACGAUCAUUGAUCCCAUGCAUAAUCUUUUUCUGGGAACACCAAAGAGAAUGAUUGAAACAUGGACAAAAAUCAAGAAAAUGAAAAACAAUGAUCUGCUUGCAAUGCAGACAGUUGCAGCAACAAUGAUAUUGCCCAGCAACUAUACCAAGCUGAAAAUGAAGAUAGAAAAGGGCUUUUCUCACAUGAAAGCAGAUAAGUGGAAGUCUUGGGUAUUGGUGUACUCUCCCAUGCUUCUAAAACCAGUUCUUCCGUCCAAUAUGUUCAAUGGCUGGAUGCACUAUGUAAAAGCAUACCGUAUACUUGUAAAGCCGUCAAUCAGUUUCAUCGAAAUAGACCAAGCACACAGAUAUCUACAAGAAUUCUGUCAAUCUUGUGAAGAUACAUAUGAACCAAAAGUCCUCACCUGCAACAUGUACCUGCACCUCCAUCUUCAUGACACAAUUUGUGAUUUUGGACCCGUGUAUGGCUAUUGGCUCUUUGGUUUUGAGAGAUACAAUGGUUUGUUAAAGAAUAACAAGACAAACAGAAAAGACAGGUUUGAAACAACCUAUAUAACAAAAUUCACUGCAGACACAUACAAAGCUGAUUACGUACAAAAUACAUUAUCAUAUCCAAGCCUCAUUCCAUUCCUUUCUCUUUUCGAAAAACUUACCUCUACGACCGCACCUAUAACAACCUAUGCCACUUAUGCUCCAACCAACCAACAACCUUUCCAACUGCAACAAUUUGUAGACUCAUCCUUAAGUCGAGCAGCACCUAUCAAAGGCAAUGAACCACUUUUCCCGUCCACCUUUCCUUUACAGUCCUUAAAAGAAUCAACAAUGAGUGAUAUUGAUUAUUCUCAAUUGUUAGAUUAUUAUAAAAUCGUCUAUGUCAUGCCCAAUCUCAUUUCUUACCACGAUGUCAGAUUGUCACAAUAUUUUGUAAAUAACCGAAUCACAAAAUUGAAAUCAAUUGAUCUUCUUGGCCAAACAUAUAUUGGGAACAACAGUUCUGGUAAGCGUGGGUCACUCGUUCAAGCUUUCUUCCGUAGCAGCAAUGGCGAAACUUCAAGCCUAUAUACCGGAAAAAUUCAGUAUCUUUUUAUACAUUCAUUUACUCUGCCUCUUCAUCCAAACCACCAAGCAUCAACAUUACAUCAAGACCAGCAUGUUUUUGCAUACAUACGAUGGUAUAAUUUGACAAAUGACAAUGAACACAGAGAUGAAGGUAUUGCAAUCUGCUUGCCAGAAUUCUCCACUGAUAAUUAUCACAGCAUCUUGCCUGUACAUUGCAUACACUUAGAGGUUGCAACUGCUGUAGAUGUAACUGAUAUGAAUGAAGAAAGAAUAUUAGUCAUUCCUAUGCCAAAAAAAUACUAUGCCUGA